UGCCCUGGCCAAUCAAGAGACCACACAUUGUUGCCUAAGAGACCCCGGAUGCCAGCAACAGGAUUUCUAGAUGGUGAUUGGACUACUGGAAACUGGGAGGUGGGGGCUGGAACGAGGCAAAGAAAAAGCUGACCUGUGCAGCUAUGGCAACCCGCGGCGCUUGAGACUUGAAGAAGGAACCGUGCUACAAGAGGUGUAGUUCUUCUUAUGGAAAAACACUCAGUUAUUUCAUGAUGGCAUUUGCUCCUCCAAAAAGCACAGAUGGCCCCAAAAUGCAGACAAAGAUGAGCACUUGGACACCGCUAAAUCAUCAGCUUUUGAAUGACCGGGUAUUUGAAGAAAGAAGAGCUCUGCUUGGAAAAUGGUUUGACAAAUGGACAGACUCGCAAAGGAGGAGAAUCCUUACUGGCCUGUUGGAGCGCUGCUCGCUGUCCCAGCAGAAGUUCUGCUGUCGAAAGCUUCAGGAGAAGAUCCCAGCAGAAGCCCUAGAUUUUACUACCAAGCUCCCCAGGGUGUUGUCUGUGUACAUCUUUUCCUUCCUGGACCCCCGAAGCCUUUGUCGCUGUGCCCAGGUGAGCUGGCACUGGAAGAACUUAGCAGAGCUGGACCAGCUGUGGAUGCUGAAAUGCUUACGGUUUAACUGGUACAUCAAUUUCUCCCCGAGUCCUUUCGAGCAGGGGAUAUGGAAGAAGCACUAUAUUCACAUGGUGAAAAAGCUUCACGUCACCAGGCCCAAGACACCUCCAAAAGAUGGCUUUGUAAUCCCCAAUGUUCAGCCAGUUGCAAGCAGCUCUCCAGGGGAUAAGCAGUCCCCUUUCCGGUCCUCCUCCACAAGAAAGAAGAAUAACCCAGGGGAGAGAGAGCUUCCACCCUGGCGAUCCUCUGACAAGCAUCCAACGGAUAUUAUUCGUUUUAAUUAUCUGGACAACUGUGACCCUUUCCAGCCCAGCUCCCAAGGAAGAAGGAAAAGACAUGAAAUGAGCCCAGAUUUCAGCCAACAGUCCCACGACAAGAAAAACAAACUGCAGGACCGAGCUAGGCUAAGAAAAGCACAGUCCCUGAUGUCCCUAAGUCCCAGUUCGCCUCUAAGAGCCCCAGCACAUUGUGCCUGGCCUCCUCAUCGUCUAUGGGACCCUGACCCCCGGAGCAGCAGCUGAAAUCCUCGCAGCACCUCAGAGACACCCCGCACUUCAGUCGCUCCCCACCCAGGUUCCCGAAGCCAAGCUGAUCUGAACACGGAAAGGACACUGCAGGAGUGACAAGAUGCUCUACACGGUGGAGAACUGGCUUCCACCGGCUGGUCUAUCAGAAACCUUUUUGAGUACUUUGUGGUGAACGUGAGUCCUACAGCAUUUCAGUUAAAAAUAAAUUCAUGGUACAAGCCA
This is a messenger RNA of Chinchilla lanigera (long-tailed chinchilla), 1385 nucleotides long. It is a transcript of the gene Fbxo16, whose product is annotated as F-box protein 16. The transcript has 8 exons. Lineage: Eukaryota; Metazoa; Chordata; Mammalia; Rodentia; Chinchillidae. Gene Ontology annotation, molecular function: protein binding. The record is from RefSeq and is a predicted model, not a curated record. Bases 231 to 1157 code for a protein of 308 amino acids.